CAUGCUCCGCAUCUCGCUUCACGGCAGGGCAAAUCGCACAUCGUUCCCCUCGAGCACUUCGCUUUCGUGACACCACUCCGCCCGAAGCUGACUAUCGCAGUCCCUGUCGCUCGCGGCCAUGGCGGCCGACCCGCAGAGCCAGUCGCAGGCGGACGGCGCGGCGCUGCCGGCGGCGCGGCUGCCGGCGUCGCUGGACAUGCCGGGCUUCAACACCGUCGACUUCAUCAACCACAUCUUCCCCAACGAGGGCUCGCUGGCGGCCGUCGACCCGCUCAUUCAGAAGCUGCGGAAUCGAAUCCGACGGGUGGACGCUGAGAUACUCAUGGCUAUUCGGCAGCAGAGCACGUCAGGGUCUCAAGCCAAGGAUGAUCUGGCAGCCUCCAUGCGAGCCAUAGAGGAGCUGUCGUUGAAGAUGCGGGCGAUCAAGGCGAAGGCGGAGCAGAGCGAGGUGAUGGUUCAGGAGAUCUGCCGCGACAUCAAGAAGCUUGACUACGCCAAGAAGCACAUCACCGCCACCAUCACCGCGCUCAACCGCCUCGCCAUGCUCGUGUUUGCUGUGGAUCGCCUGCAAGCCCUCACGGCCAACCGCCAGUACCGCGACGCCGCUGACCAGCUUCAGGCGGUGACGCAGCUGCUGGCACACUUUGAGGCGUACAGCGACAUCCCCAAGAUCGGCGAGCUGCAGGGGCGUGUGGCGUCGCUCAAGGCCACGCUCAAGUCACACAUCUUCUCCGACUUCUCCACGCUGGGCACGCCGGUGCUGAAGGAGAACGGGCAGGUGAUGCAGCAGCUGGCGGACGCGUGCCUCGUGGUGGCGGCGCUGGAUGGCGAGGGGGCGGCGCGGGACGAGCUCAUCCGCACGGUGUGCAGCCGCGAGCUCACGGCGUACCAGCAGAUCUUCCAAGGCACCGACGUGGCGCGGCUGGACAAGGUGGAGCGGCGGUACCUGUGGGUGAAGCGGCAGCUGAAGCUCAACGACGACGUCUGGCGCAUCUUCCCCCCCGCCUGGCACGUGCAGCGCCUGCUGUGCACCCAGUUCUGCAACAUCACCAGAGCUCAGUUGAAGGAGCAGCUCGAUGGAUCAAAGGACAGACCAGAUGUCACCACGCUCUUGCAGGCGUUGGAGCGCACGUUGGAGUUCGAGGACGACCUGGCCAAGCGCUUCGCGGCGCCGCAGCCCGCUGCAAGGGCUGGCGCGGGGGGGGCUGCCUCACCCACUGCUGCUGGCAGCGGCGGAGCCGCUGGUGGCAAGGAGGGGGAGUUUGAGUUCCACGGCGCCAUCUCAGCGUGCUUUGAGCCGCACCUGGGCGUGUACGUGGAUCUCGAGGAGAGGACGCUGGCUGACACGCUCGACAAACUCAUGCAGGAGGAGACAUGGGAGGCGGAGGAGGGCAGUCAAACCAACAUUUUGCGAAGUAGCUCGGAGAUGUUUCUGGCCAUCCGCAAGAGUUUCAACCGCUGCUGUCAGCUCACCAGAAAGCAAACACUGCUCAGCCUCUUCCAGGUGUUCAAGCGCGUGCUGCGGCAGUACGCCAACCGCCUCAGCGCCCGUUUGCCGCGCGCUGCCCAGCCCACUGCUGGGGGCGAGUGGCAGGUGAAGAUGGCGGAGAAGGACGAGCGCGUGGUGUGCUACAUCAUCAACACCGCCGAGUACUGCCAUGAGACUGCGGCGCAGCUGGCGGAGAGUGUGGCGAACCGCAUCGAUGGCGACCUGGUGGGGUCCGUGGAUAUCGGCGAUGAGCAGGAGGAGUUCUCGGGUGUGAUCACGCGCGCGCUGGCCGUGCUGGUGGUGGGGCUGGAGGCGCGGCUGGACGGCGAACUGGACCGCAUGGCGCGCAUGCCAUGGAGCACCCUGGAGUCCGUGGGCGACCAAUCAGAGUUCGUGAACAACCUGAGCGCCAUCUUCUCCAACUCCAUCCCCAUGCUGGCGGGGCUGCUCUCGCCGCUGCACUUCCACUUCUUCCUCGACAAGCUGGCAGCGUCGUUUGGGCCGCGCUACUACGCCACUGUCUUCAAGGCAAAGCGCCUCUCCGGCACUGGAGCUCAGCAGAUGCUGCUGGACACGCAUGGCAUCAAGACCAUUCUCCUCGAGCUGCCGGCGCUGGGAGGGCUGGCGUCCACCGCCGCCUACAGCAAGUAUGUGACGCGCGAGUUGGGGCGCUCUGAGGCGCUGCUGAAGGUGAUUCUGUCCCCCCAGGAGAACAUAGUAGACACGUACCGGGCGCUGCUGCCGGAGGGCUGUGCUGCCGACUUCCUGCGCACGCUGGACCUCAAGGGCGUGAAGAAGCCGGAGCAGCAGCCGUUGCUGGACGCGCUCACAACCAAGCUCAAGGCAGCGGCGCCCACCCACGGCCCGACCUCCAAGUCGCCCACCUCCUCCACCCCCUCCUCCUCCGCCCCGCCUUCCUCAGCCAUCCAGCCAGCCACACCUGCCGCCGCCGCUGCUGCUGCUCCUCCAGCAGCCACAGCCACUGCUGCUGCCGCCGCUGCUGCCGGCAUGCUGACCAGUGCGGCAAGCCGCGAGGCCAUGAUAGCACGUGCGGCGGCUCUUGGGCGCGGUGCCAUGGCGCAGUCAGCGGCGGCGGCGGCUGCGGUGUCGCAGAACACGGCGCUGAAGCGCAUCUUCGCCCUCGCGGACUCCUCCGCUGCCAGCGGCUCCAAGAAAGACAUGUCCUUCCGCUCGCUCUUCAAUGCGUAGAGCCGUGCCUUCUACCGUAGGUAGGAACAAUUCAGUUUCUGAGAUGGAGUUGAACAUGGAUUAUAUUUUGUUGGCCGCAGUAGAGGGACACUGAAAUCACAACCAACGGGUGUGAGCUUGUUGCUUUCUGCUAGUGUCAUAUGGAAUAUUUCUUCUGUGCUGGCCCAACCAGAUGCGCUUGUGGCAGGCGUGCGCUGUCCUGCCGCUGAGUACAGUGGAGGGUGUAUGGGGCUUCUCGCGGCAGAACGUCAUCAAGUCAUGGGUGUGGGGUGCAUUGUGCAAUGCGUGCCUCAACGAGCUGAUGGUCAUUUCCCUGCUGCAGUAUGAGAUUGACUGGGACAAGGCCCUUGAGUGUUGGCGAAAGAAGUUGAGGCGCCCUGCUAAGUCAGCUCUGUUUGCCUCAGAGGAGAGGAAGCGUAAGGCCAAGGUGGUAAAGG
This is a messenger RNA of Closterium sp. NIES-67, 3135 nucleotides long. The record is from the annotation of a GenBank genome assembly. NCBI's taxonomy places the organism in Eukaryota, Viridiplantae, Streptophyta, Zygnematophyceae, Desmidiales, Closteriaceae.